GCAGUGCAGCGCAGCGGACGGGGGCCGAGCGGCGAGGGAAAGGGCGGUCUGGUCAGAGCAGGGAGGAGGCAAGGCGGCGCUCGGAGGCAUCGGUCCCCUCCUCGACAGGGAGCGGGCGGCCGUCCGGAGAGGAGAAAGUGAGCGGGUGGCAAGCGAACCCGAGCAGCGGCAAAAACAGAACAAAAUAAAAUUUCCUUGGAGGGCCGCGGAAAUGCUGGAGCGCCGACCACUUGUGAGAGGAGCCGCCGUCGCGCUGUCGGAUCCCAGCGGCUGAGGAGGGACGAAGAGAGCGCGACCGCGACAUGUUCCGCUGCGCGAUCAACCGAUGGUGUGCUGGUGAGGAAAAACGAGUUGAUAGCCGCACAAUUUAUGUUGGACACCGUCAGAUUCCUGGAAUAGAAACGUUUCUCCCUCAGAAUUAUUGUGACAACAGAAUAAUUUCUUCAAAGUACACAUACUGGAAUUUUAUUCCAAAAAAUUUGUUUGAACAGUUCAGAAGAAUUGCAAAUUUUUACUUUCUUAUCAUAUUCCUUGUACAGGUUAUUGUUGAUACUCCAACCAGCCCAGUAACAAGUGGACUCCCUCUCUUUUUUGUGAUUAUUGUCACUGCAAUCAAACAAGGCUAUGAGGACUGGCUCAGACAUAAAGCAGACAACUCUGUGAAUAAAAGUCCUGUCUAUAUUGUAAAUAAUGGACGUAUUCUACAAAAACAAAGUGAAAAGAUCCAGGUUGGAGAUAUUGUAUGCGUGAGGGAGGAUGAGACGUUUCCGUGUGACCUUAUCCUUCUGUCUUCAAGCAGGGAUGAUGGUACAUGCUAUGUUACCACUGCUAGUCUUGAUGGAGAGUCAAGCCAAAAGACAUAUUUUACUGUGCCGGACACCAGUGCAUUCCGUACAGACGUGGAAGUAGAUUCUUUGAUUGCCACAAUAGAUUGUGAACAGCCUCAGCCUGACCUUUACAAGUUUGUUGGACGAAUUCACGUUUUCAGUGAUAAACAAGAGCCAGUGGCAAGAUCAUUAGGUCCAGAGAACCUAUUACUCAGGGGAGCCACCUUGAAGAACACUGACAAAAUAUAUGGUGUGUCUAUAUAUACUGGGAUGGAAACCAAAAUGGCAUUGAACUACCAAGGAAAAUCGCAGAAACGAUCAGUGGUGGAGAAGUCUAUUAACGUGUUUUUAAUUGUUUAUCUGGGCAUAUUGAUCAGUAAAUCUUUGAUAGGCACUGCAAUGAAGUACGUCUGGCAAAAUGACCCUGCAAACGAUGAACCAUGGUAUAGCUUAAAAACAAUUAAAGAAAGGAAUACAAAUAAGUUUGUCAAGAUGUUCACUGACUUCCUCUCCUACAUGGUACUCUUCAACUUCAUCAUUCCUGUUUCUAUGUAUGUUACUGUGGAGAUGCAGAAAUUUUUGGGGUCUUACUUCAUUACUUGGGAUAAAGACAUGUAUGAUGAUCAGUUGGAUGAAGGUGCAUUGGUGAACACAUCGGAUCUCAAUGAAGAGCUUGGUCAGGUUCAGUAUGUGUUCACUGAUAAAACAGGAACAUUGACAGAAAACAACAUGGAAUUUAUUGAAUGUUGUAUAGAUGGAUUCAAGUAUAAACACAUAGGAAAUGCAGUGUCUGUUGUGGAUGGCCUUUCUUCAACUGACGGUUCUUAUAGUGACAUCUGUGGGAUGGCUGGAAAGGAAAAAGAAGAGCUGUUCCUUCGUGCGUUGUGCUUAUGCCACACAGUUCAAGUAAAAGAGGAGGACAAAGUAGAUGGCUUGGUAAAACAGCAAGAGAGCGAGUGCACAUACACUGCAUCUUCUCCCGAUGAAGUCGCAUUAGUACAAGGUGCUAAGAGGUUGGGCUUCACCUUCAAAGGACUGGAGAAAAACUGGAUGAAAGUUCAGAACAGAGACAAAGAAAUUGAAAUGUAUGAACUUCUGCAGAUUCUUAGCUUUGACUCUAUUCGUCGACGCAUGAGUGUGAUUGUGAAAGAUCAUGCAGGGAAAAUUUUCCUUUUCUGUAAGGGAGCAGACUCCUCAGUUUUUCCAAAGGUGAAUGCUGGAAAACAAGAGGAAAUAAAGCUGCACGUGGAACACAGUGCAGUGGAUGGCUUAAGAACACUCUGUGUCGCUUAUAAAGAAUUUGCUCAGGACGAAUAUGACCAGAUCAGUGCACAGCUCCAUGCUGCCAAAAUGGCCCUAAAGGACAGAGAAGAAAAACUGGCUGAACUUUAUGAAAGUUUAGAAAGUGAUUUGCAUAUAAUUGGGGCAACAGCUGUGGAAGACAAACUCCAGGAACAAGCUGCAGAAACUAUUGAAGCCUUGCAUUCUGCAGGUAUGAAAGUUUGGGUGCUCACAGGGGACAAAAUGGAAACAGCAAUGGCCACAUGUUUUGCCUGCAGACUUUUUCAUACCAAUAUGAAGCUUUUAGAGCUGACAACCAAACACAUUGAGGAGUAUAGAGCAAGAGGCGCAGAGAAAGUGCACGAACUAUUACUGGAGCUCCAUAAAGUGGUUGUCCAAGAUAAAAGAUGUUCUUCUGCAAGCCUUUUAAGAAGUUGGUCAGUUACGCAGCAAUAUGGCUUGAUCAUAGACGGUGCUGCUCUGUCGCUAAUAUUGAAACCAACCCAAGAUGGUGGCUCAAGUAACUACAAAAGUCUAUUGUUACAAAUAUGCCAGAGAUGUACAGCUGUCCUCUGUUGUCGCAUGGCACCAUUACAGAAAGCACAGAUUGUAAAAAUGGUGAAAAACACAAAAGAACGGCCCAUAUGUUUAGCCAUUGGUGAUGGGGCAAAUGAUGUCAGUAUGGUUCUGGAGGCACAUGUUGGAAUUGGUUUGAAGGGCAAGGAAGGACGUCAAGCAGCCAGAAAUAGUGAUUAUGCAAUACCAAAGUUUAAACACCUACAGAAGCUUCUGCUUGUCCAUGGACAUUUGUACUACAUCCGGAUCGCACAACUUGUGCAGUAUUUCUUCUACAAGAAUCUUUGCUUCAUUUUACCUCAGUUUUUAUACCAAUUCUUCUGUGGAUUUUCACAGCAGCCACUCUAUGAUGCAACUUAUCUCACUCUUUAUAAUAUCUGCUUCACUUCUCUGCCAAUCCUGCUGUACAGUCUGCUGGAACAACAUAUAAACAUUGGAAUGCUGAGAAAAGAGCCCUCCCUCUACAGGAACAUUGCCAAUAACGCGUUACUUCAGUGGAAGCCUUUCCUUUAUUGGACCACUCUUGGACUCUUUAAUGGGCUCGUCUUUUUCUUUGGAGCAUAUUUUCUCUACGAUAAUUCAUUAUCUUCAGGGAAGGGGCAGAUUUAUGGAAACUGGACUUUUGGUACAAUUGUCUUUACAGUUUUAGUAUUUACAGUUAAUUUUAAGCUCGUAUUGGAUACUCGAUACUGGACAUGGCUGAACCACUUUGUAAUAUGGGGCUCUCUAGCCUUUUUUGUCAUUUUCUCUUUCUUUUGGGGUGGCAUUAUAUGGCCAUCCCUAAAACAACAGAGAAUGCAUUUCGUGUUUGCACAGAUGCUGACGUCUGGCGCAGCAUGGCUGACUAUAAUUUUAUUAAUAACUGUUAGUUUGGUGCCUGAUAUUGUGGUAAAAACCUUGAGCAAACCUGGCAGAAGGCAGUUCCAGAAAUAUUUGGUCUAUAACAAGGCUGCUGAUUCAGUUACGGCCCCCAGAUCCCCUGUUGAACCACUUCUUGCAAGAUCUUUCUCAGUUGAGUCAUGAUUGGCAUUGGCAGAAUGUAAGAUUCACACUGCCUGAAUUACUGACAUUUCAAUAUAUUAAUGAUCGUUCUUUCAUCCCAAGAUCUGAUGGUUUGAACAAGCUGUGAAGAAGUACUUAAGCAGUUGGAUUGAUAAAUUCAUAUUAAACCACUUUCUACACAAUAGUGCCUCUGAUAAUAAACAUUGGUAACAGCUGUUUGCAGGUAAUUCCAAAUGGACACCUGAAGGGUAUCUGGAUAUGAAUUUUACAUUAUGAAGUGUUUCUGAUAGAUCAGAAACUAUACAAUGACUUGUGUUCUGAGAAUGCGCUUUUAAUUUAAUCAAUGAGUUCUUAUGGCUUUGUAAUGCAGUACAUAAUACAAUUUUUGACAAACGUUUUGUAAAGACAAUUUGACGUGACUUGUCUGAAUUGUCUUUUAUUCAUGACAGUUUAUUCUCCAUUUCAGUAAUCGGGGAUUGUUGAAUUUUUAAAGUAUGUUAUUAAUAUUUGCUGUGCUUGAGUGCUAUGUCACCUGUCAAUGAAUGAUACUUUUGAGUAGAUUAAAGUGUUUACUAAAUCUGGGUUAGACUAAUGCACAAUGAAAUAUUCCUGGCAAGUGAGCCUUGAACUGAUGGCAUGAACUUCUACUUCUUCUGGUAAUUUU
Molecule: messenger RNA, 4350 nt
Organism: Hypanus sabinus (Atlantic stingray)
Lineage: Eukaryota; Metazoa; Chordata; Chondrichthyes; Myliobatiformes; Dasyatidae
Gene: atp11c
Product: ATPase phospholipid transporting 11C
Exons: 30
Coding region: 303-3707 (1134 amino acids)
Biological process (GO): phospholipid translocation
Cellular component (GO): recycling endosome; endoplasmic reticulum; trans-Golgi network
Molecular function (GO): ATP hydrolysis activity; ATPase-coupled intramembrane lipid carrier activity; magnesium ion binding
Source: RefSeq, a predicted model, not a curated record